Messenger RNA from Hirsutella rhossiliensis, 1395 nucleotides. RefSeq names its product transcriptional regulator. Gene Ontology annotation, cellular component: extracellular region. The transcript has 2 exons. NCBI's taxonomy places the organism in Eukaryota, Fungi, Ascomycota, Sordariomycetes, Hypocreales, Ophiocordycipitaceae. The record is from RefSeq and is a predicted model, not a curated record. The coding region runs from base 1 to 1395 and encodes 464 amino acids.
AUGAUGAAAUUUGCCCUCCUUUCAACCUUGAUGCUGUCUUCAGCAGCCUUCUCCGCGCCGCGCCAGCCCCGGGAGGCCGCGGCCGUGAUGGAGAACAAGAUGGGCAGUCUCAUGGGCAUCAAAUCGUCUCAUUUUGAGAAGAAAAAAGCCGCCGGUGCGUUUGCCAAAGACAAGUACAAGGCCAUGGGCGCCACCCCGUGCAAGGACGGCAAGGCGGGCGAGUACAGCUGCGAGAACGUGGACCUUCAGGCUUUUGUCACCCACGGAGACAUGGGUAGCCAGUCCCGAGCGGGAAACGACAUCUGGGGCUGGACUUCGGACGACGGCCGCGAGUUUGCUCUGGUCGGCCAGACAGACGGGACAGCGUUUGUCGAGGUGGUCAAGAACGGGUCCUUGAACUACGUCGGCCGGCUUCCAACGCAGACCGAAGACGCCAUCUGGCGAGACAUCAAGGUCAUUGGCAACCACGCCUACAUCGGAGCCGAGUCGAGGGACCACGGCCUGCAAGUCUUUGACCUGCGCAAGUUGCUCCUCGUCGGCGGCAACAGGACCAAGAGGUUUGACGUCAAGACGGACCUGGCGGCGCUGUACACGGGCUUUGGCAGCAGCCACAACAUCGUGGCCGACGCCGAGACCAACACCAUCUUCGCCGUGGGGGCCUCGCGGGACGCGGCAUGCAAUGGCUCCAACGGCGGGCUCAUCAUGCUCGACGUCGAGGAACCGUCGAGGCCGACGCUGCUGGGCUGCGCGGGCGACGACGGCUACGUGCACGACGCGCAGUGCAUGGUGUACCGCGGCGUGGACAAGAGGUAUGCCGAGCGGCACAUCUGCUUCGCCUUUGACGAGUCCAAGCUCGCCAUCAUGGACGUGACGAACAAGACGCAGCCGGCGGUGCUGUCGCGCACCUUCUACGACGGCUUCAACGGAAAGGGGGCCUACACGCACCAGGGCUGGACCGUGGACAAGGACAUGCGCUACCUGGUGCUCGACGACGAGCUCGACGAGCAGAUGCGCCGCAACGCGUCCCAGGACACGCACACGACCACUUACAUCUUCGACCUGGCGGACCUGACGUCGCCGCGCUGGACGGGCCGGUACAAGAGCCCCGUGCGGUCCAUCGACCACAACCAGUACGUCGUCGACAACGCAUUCUCGUACCAGGCAAACUACGCCUCGGGCUUGCGUGUCGUCGACGUCGCCGGCGUGCCCGACGACCCGACGGGCGGCAACAUGAGGGAGCUGGCGCACUUUGACUGCUACCCGGAGGACGACGCGGAUCCGCAGCCCGAGUUCAACGGCGCCUGGAGCGUGUAUCCCUGGUUCAAGUCGGGGACGGUGGUGCUGAAUUGCAUCGAGAGGGGGCUGUUUGCGCUCAAGGUCAACACGGGCAAGUAG